Molecule: messenger RNA, 414 nt
Organism: Solanum dulcamara
Lineage: Eukaryota; Viridiplantae; Streptophyta; Magnoliopsida; Solanales; Solanaceae
Product: 4-hydroxy-tetrahydrodipicolinate synthase, chloroplastic-like
Exons: 2
Coding region: 1-414 (137 amino acids)
Molecular function (GO): 4-hydroxy-tetrahydrodipicolinate synthase activity
Source: RefSeq, a predicted model, not a curated record
AUGGAAGCAGGAUCUGUAGCAGCUACACAAGCUAGAAAAGAGGCAAUAUGCAUGCAGAUUUUAUUGGAGGAGCUCGGGCACAAACAAGAGAAGGUUGCUCUGAAUGAAGUUAAAAAUAGGGUGAUUGUCGAGGACAUAAAAGCACUUCAAUUGAUUACUGCAAUCAAAACCCCAUAUCUACUAGAUGGAAAAUUCGAUCUUGAGGCUUAUGACGCCUUAAUAAAUUUGCAAAUCGAAAAUGGCGUCGAGGGUAUGAUUGUUGGUGGCAGUACAUGUGAAGGUCAAUUGAUGACCUGGGAUGAACACAUCAAGCUCAUUGGUCACACAAUCAAUUGUUUUGGUGGAUCAAUCAAAGUCAUUGAAAACACAGGAAGCUAUUCCACGAGUGAAGCAAUCCAUGCGACAGAACAAUGA